AUGGACGUGCUGUUCGACCUGUACACGGCCUUUCUGCCGGUGGACCGUAACUCCGUGUCCCACCAGCUUUUCACCUAUUGGCUGAUCCUCAGCACUGGGGGCGUUUUGCUCUACCUCUUCUCCGCCUCACUGUCAACGUUUAUCUUUUUCGUCGAGUUUGAGGAGACGUACUUCCCCCGCACGAUUGACAAGGGGAAGCACAAACAGGAGCUGCGACAACAGAUGAUUCAUGAGAUAUUCAUUGCCGUCACCUCCAUUCCGUUUAUUGCGGUGCUUAUGGCGCCCGCCGCCACUCUCACACAUCGUGGGUACAGCAAAAUUUACUACAACGUGUCUGACUACGGCUGGUCAUACCUCGUUUUAAGCGUCUUAAUGUUCUUUGUAUUCACAGACUUCAUGGUGUACUGGUUUCACCGCGGCCUGCAUCACCCGACCUUGUACAGGUAUCUCCACAAGCUGCACCACACCUACAAGUACACCACACCCUUCUCCUCCCAUGCGUUUAACCCGUGUGAUGGAUUUGGCCAGGGUGUGCCGUACUACAUCUUUACCUUUCUCUUCCCCAUGCACCACUACCUCUUUAUUUUUCUCUUCUUUGCCGUCAACAUGUGGACGGUCUCCAUUCACGACCAGGUGGACUUUGGUGGGCACUUUGUAAACACCACCGGCCACCACACGAUUCACCACGUGCUGUUUAACUACGACUACGGGCAGUACUUCACUGUGUGGGACCGCAUCGGCGGAACCUACAAGCCGGCUUACCAGACGCAUCGUCUUCCGCUAUUCACGAAGGGCGGGCGCGUCGAGGACGACACGGCGACUAGGAAGAAACUGUGA
Trypanosoma rangeli is the source of this 837-nucleotide messenger RNA. RefSeq names its product lathosterol oxidase. The coding region runs from base 1 to 837 and encodes 278 amino acids. The transcript has a single exon. Lineage: Eukaryota; Euglenozoa; Kinetoplastea; Trypanosomatida; Trypanosomatidae. Gene Ontology annotation, biological process: lipid biosynthetic process. The record is from RefSeq and is a predicted model, not a curated record. Gene Ontology annotation, molecular function: oxidoreductase activity; iron ion binding.